UGGCUGAAUUGAUACCAACAUGUCCAGAAACAAGGAAAGGAUUAGAAACCAAAUCCUUCCAUCGUUUGCAUCUCCAGAUUUAGAGCUAGGAAUGUAGAUAUAAGCAAAUGGAGUGGAUUUGGAAAUGAUGCAUCAGCUGCUUCCUCUUGCAGUAUUCAUCAGACCAAGGAGACAUUUCCCUCCACACACCAACGCGGAGUCAGGACUGAGGAUGACCGACUCCUGUGACUAUUGGGAAAACCAACUCUCACCACUUUUCUUCGCCUUCAUUUUCACCAUCUUAGGCACCGAGUGCGUCAUUGGAAUCAUUGCAAAUGGAUUCAUCAUAGCUGUAAAUGCAGCCGAAUGGGUUCGGAAUAAGGCAGUUUCCACCAGUGGCAGGAUCCUGUUUUCUCUAAGCAUAUCCAGAAUAGCUCUCCAGAUCUUCACGAUGCUAGAACUCACUGUCAGCUCAAUCUUCCCACAUUUUUAUAAUCAAGUUGUGGUAUAUGAUACAUUGAACAUCAGCUCUAUAUUCUUAAACUAUUGUAGUCUCUGGUUUGCUGCCUGGCUCAGUUUCUUCUAUUUUGUGAAGAUUGCAAACUUCUCCUACCCUCUUUUCCUCAAACUGAAAUGGAGAAUUUCCAGAUGGAUGCCCUGGCUUCUGUGGCUAUCCGUGUUCAUUUCCUUGGGGUAUAGUGCAUUCUUCAUGAAGGACGUCUUUCCUAUGUAUUGUAUCAACACAUUUUUUAUACACUCCUCCAACUCCACGGAGAAGUACUUCACUAAGACCAACAUGGUCAACCUUGUCCUUCUCUAUAACCUGGGCAUCUGCCUUCCUCUCAGUGUGUUCAUCCUGGCAACCACCCUGCUGAUAGCUUCCCUCGGGAAACACACCCUGAACAUGGAAAGCAAUGCCACUGGCUCCAGGGACCCCAGCAUGCAGGCCCACAUGGGGGCGAUCAAAGCCAUCAGCUACUUUCUCACUCUCUACAUCUUCAAUGCUGUUGCUGUAUUUCUCUAUAUGUCCCAUAUCUUUGAUAUCACCAGUCCUUGGAUACUUUUGUGCAAAAUCAUCAUGGCGGGCUACCCUGCUGGCCACUCAGUUCUGCUUAUUUUGGACAACCCUAGCCUGAGAAGAGCCUGGCAAAGGUUCCAGCACCGAGUUCAUCUCUACCUAAAAGGGCAGACUCUGUGA
Molecule: messenger RNA, 1177 nt
Organism: Trichechus manatus latirostris (Florida manatee)
Lineage: Eukaryota; Metazoa; Chordata; Mammalia; Sirenia; Trichechidae
Product: taste receptor type 2 member 39-like
Exons: 1
Coding region: 125-1177 (350 amino acids)
Biological process (GO): sensory perception of taste; detection of chemical stimulus involved in sensory perception of bitter taste; G protein-coupled receptor signaling pathway
Cellular component (GO): membrane
Molecular function (GO): G protein-coupled receptor activity; bitter taste receptor activity
Source: RefSeq, a predicted model, not a curated record